AUGUCAGUUCCCGUCUCUCAAAGAACGUCGCGGACUUCUUCCACGUCGUCUACAGGAGCAAAACCGAUGUCUACAGUAGAGAGUAGCGUGACGAAGCUCCUUAUUUCGACGAAAACACUACUUCAGAGGCUCACACAGUGGUCGCGAAAGAGUGCAAGCGAAAGUCAGGUGUCAGAUGCAUAUGUGCAGCUCGGGAACGAUUUCAAGUUGGUGUCGAAGCACUUCGCGCAUGCGGGGAUCGAGGUGACGGACUUGGGCGAUGUGCCGAUGGAGCUCCGCAGGGUGUUGGAGGUGGCGCUCCGGGAGCCGGCGACGGAGGAGACAUUGAACAAGUACUUGCCGCACAUCCGGGAGAUCAUCGUGAGCUUGUUGGACAAGCUCAAGGCGAAACAGUCGCAGCUCAAGCAGAAGAAGAGCGAGCGGCGCGGCUCGGCGCUCUCGAACGCGGGCGGCAAGAAGGGCGUGCGGGCGGUGGAGGAGGCGCCGGUGCGGGUGGAGGGCGCGGGGGCGGUGCCGGAGCGGGCAUCGACGGUUUCGGCGUCGCCGGCGGCGCCUGCCAACGGCCACGAGGACGCGCUCGUGCAGUUGAAGAAGGGCGUGACGCUCCAGCGGCGGGCGUCGAAGCGCUUUUCGGCGUACCACAUGGCGAAGCUAACACACAUGUCGAGCUCCGAGCUUCCGACGCCGACGCUCCCCUCGUCGGCGGACUACACGGCGCAGGGCCCGCCGCUCUCGCGUGGCUCGACGAAGCAGGGCGAUGGGAACACCACGGAGGCCGGCGAGCAGGACAGCGUGCGACGCGAGGUGCUCAACCGGCAGUCACGGCUGGCAGCGGACGGGGCCUCGAUCACGCUCUUUCUCAAAUUGAACAACAAGGUCAAGAAGGCGACGGUAACCAUGCCGCUCACGUUCAACCAGCUCCGCUUGCUCUUCGUGGAGAAGUUCACAUAUUUGCCCGGCGGCGGCGUCUUUCCGGACAUCUACAUAAAGGAGCCCGAAUACGACGUUGCGUACGAGCUCGAGGAGUCACAGUUGCACUAUAUCAAGGACGGCACGCUUCUGUUGCUCAGCCUGGAGCCGGCGCCGAGCCACGCGCCGGACAUGGCCGAGAAGUUCGAGACCCUCAGGAACGAGUUGCUGGAAUCGCAGCGCGAGAUGCUAUCGCAGGUGAAAAGCCUGCUCGCCAACGAGCGCGCCUUCACCACCGAGCCGCUCGCGAAGCCCGACAAUGUAAUAUUACCCAAAUCAAAAAUAUCUGCUGAGAUUCACUCCAUCAAGCACGAAUUAUCGGUAUUGAACCAGGCGCAUAACACGGGCAAGCAGGCUCUCACAAAAACUAUCAAGGAGAUUCUGGAGAAGGUGAAGAAGUUCCAGUCAUUGUCAUUCAACGCAUCCACGUCGGCCAACCGCGUCUACAUGGAGCAGUCGCAUUCGAAGUUGUCCGAGCUGUCAGACUCCUUGCUCGCAAAGGUAGACGACCUCCAGGAUAUAAUCGAAGCAUUGAGGAAAGAUGUGGCAAUUAGGGGCGCAAAGCCAACGAAGAAGAAGCUAGAGGCUGUACAACAGGAACUGAAACAAGCAAUGAAGGAUUUGAAAAAAAUAGAGCAGUACAUUAAUAUUGAGAAACCUAAUUGGAAAAUGAUUUGGGAGUCAGAACUAGACAAGGUAUGCGAGGAGCAGCAAUUUUUGACCCUUCAGGAAGACUUAGUGUUCGACCUACAGGAGGACUUGACAAAGGCUAAUGAGACGUUUGACUUGGUGAAGCUUUGCUGCGAGGAACAAGAGAAGAACCCCAAGAGAACAAGAACCAACCCCAUACUGCCCCUGACAAAGCCGGGAACCUUGACCGAUCUGAGAGACAUGGUUUUGAUGGAAGUCCAGAACUUAAACCCAGACCAUGAAAGCAGGGUUCAAGCAAUCGAACGCGCGGAGAAAUUACGGGAGAAGGAGCUUCAGUACAAGGACAGUAGUGUAUUUGAGUCUGAGUUGGUUAACUUUGUCGGCAACAAUGGUUUUAAACGAGCCGGUGGUAUCGAGGAAGUCGAAAGGAUAAGGAGAGCUAGAGAUGAGGAAAACCUAAGAAGCAACUUCGGCCUCGGAGCAUCUUAG
This is a messenger RNA of Eremothecium gossypii ATCC 10895, 2109 nucleotides long. It is a transcript of the gene BUD6, whose product is annotated as formin-mediated actin nucleation enhancer. Gene Ontology annotation, biological process: establishment of cell polarity. Lineage: Eukaryota; Fungi; Ascomycota; Saccharomycetes; Saccharomycetales; Saccharomycetaceae. The transcript has a single exon. The record is from RefSeq and is marked provisional. Gene Ontology annotation, cellular component: cell tip; cytoplasm. Gene Ontology annotation, molecular function: cytoskeletal regulatory protein binding. The coding region runs from base 1 to 2109 and encodes 702 amino acids.